AUGUCCCACCGCGUUUUGGUUACUGGCUUGAUGCCUGAUACCACGCAUGAUGCCCUACGUGACUUCUUUUCUCGCACCGGCAAUGUCGAGGCUGUGGAGCAGACAGCAAAUGGCACCGAGGCCUACAUCACCUUUUCGGACCGAGACAGUGUGGAUAUGACCAUUGGAACUUUGAAUGGGGUGGAGUUCAGAGAUGGAGUCCCUGUAACAGUUGCCGCAGCCCCCCCCUUGUCCUUACCAAUUACGAACGAAUUAAAUCAGAACGCCACCGCGUUAGCUGGGGACUCUAAAAACAGUGAAAGGUACGCACUGAGAGAGUAUUAUAGAUCAAGCCGAGAAGAGAGACUUCGUGAGGGCAGGUACAGCACCAACGGCCGGAGCAUACCACAGGCAUCAUUGCCUGCAUACCACACAGGUGGUUCUAUAAAGGAUUUGCGGGACAUGUACAAGGUCUGUGUCACAAAGCUCUCCCCGCAGACCAUGGAAGAUGAUCUGCGCGUUUUUUUUUCAAAAUCUAUCUCUGACCAGGGCUACAUCAAUGACCUCUACUUGGAUCAUCGUCGAAAUUAUGCCUUUGUUGGCUUUUCGACUGCUGAGGCAAUGGAAGCGGCUCUGAAGGAAUCUGGGACAUGGCUAAAGGGCCAGUUGAUCACCAUAGAGCGCAAACGCAUAUUAAAUCGUGCAAACCGUGUGGUUAUACUUGGACUUCCUUCGGAUUGCACGGAAGGGGCUGUCCGCAUCUUUUUCAGUGGCUGUGGCGAGAUGAGUGACCUUCACCUGGACCCUACCAGAGGCAUGGCCUUUGCGAACUUCACCGAACCCAGCGCUGUGAUGGCGGCGGUGGCUAAGACUGGUGAAGAGAUGGGUGGAAGCGUGCUCACAAUCCAGCACCGCGAGUUCAAGACUUGUUUCCACUGCAAUCAAGACGGCCAUGUCGCGUCACACUGCCCUACAAAGGGGAAUGGUACCGUACCGGUCUGUCACAAGUGUGGCAAGGGGGGACACAAGGCACGGAGCUGCGACUCCCGACCUCCCAUGGGCCCCUACGGAGAGGAAAAGAAGAGGCGGCGACUGGACAACGAGACGCAUAACCGUUACCGAUUGAGAGAGGAUCGGGGUGAAUUGGAUUUCCGGGAUCACCACCACCGCCGCCGCCACUUGCGCUCCCGCUCUCGCUCCCGCUCCCGUUCUCACUCACGUGACCGUUCCUAUCGCCGGAGACACCAACAGCGACGGAGCAGCCAAAGUCGCAGCCGCAGUCGAAGCCGUAGUCCACAUUCUCAUCGUCAUCAGCGCCGCUCAAACCGCAGUCGAAGUCCUGUGCGUUCCUCGCAUCGACAUUAA
Molecule: messenger RNA, 1344 nt
Organism: Phytomonas sp. Hart1
Lineage: Eukaryota; Euglenozoa; Kinetoplastea; Trypanosomatida; Trypanosomatidae
Source: the annotation of a GenBank genome assembly